Ipomoea triloba (trilobed morning glory) is the source of this 1442-nucleotide messenger RNA. RefSeq names its product 39S ribosomal protein L46, mitochondrial-like. Bases 140 to 820 code for a protein of 226 amino acids. Gene Ontology annotation, molecular function: structural constituent of ribosome. Gene Ontology annotation, cellular component: mitochondrial large ribosomal subunit. The transcript has a single exon. The record is from RefSeq and is a predicted model, not a curated record. Lineage: Eukaryota; Viridiplantae; Streptophyta; Magnoliopsida; Solanales; Convolvulaceae.
CUCCAUUCUUUCCAUUUCCAAGGUCAAACCCUAGGGAGCAGUCAACAUCACCCAAUCCCGAGUUGACAAUUUCUCCGGCUGCCACUCUCCGUCACUAUAACCUUCACGGCCACCAUUGUUAUCAAUCUAGGUUACAAAAAUGCAGAGGCGUUUGAGCCUAUCUUUGCUGGCAAAACGAGGGCUCAGCACGUCUUCGAGCCGCGACAAAAUCGUGGCGUCCGUCCUCUUUGAGCGACUCCCAGUCGUCGUUCCAAAGAUCGAUCCCGUCGUCUACGCCUUUCAGGAAUUUUCGUUCCGAUGGCGGCAACAAUACAGACGAGAAUACCCCGAGAAUUUCCUGAAAAAGGCAGAUUCCAGGGGUAAAGGCGAAUACCAGAUCGAUUUCACGCCUGCUCCUCGGAUCACCGAGGACCGGAAAUCGCGGAAGUCGUUACAGAGAGCGCUCGACAGAAAGCUCUAUCUUCUCAUCUAUGGCGCCACAGUUUCUGGCGGGAACCCCGUCUGGCAUUUCCCGGAAAAAGCAUAUGAAUCGGAAGAGAGUCUGCGGAGGUGUGCGGAGUCUGCUUUGGAAUCUGUGAUCGGAGAUCUCUCCCACACUUACUUUGUGGGGAAUGCUCCGAUGGGUCAUAUGGUUACACAGCCCGGGGAGGAUAACGAGGAAGUUUCAUCUUUAAAGCGGUUCUUCUUUAAAUCCCAAGUGAUUGCAGCGAAUAAGUUUGAUGUUAGUAAGUGUGUGGAUUUUGUUUGGGUGACAAAGGAUGAGCUGUUGGAGUAUUUUCCCCAGCAAGCUGAGUUCCUGGACAAGAUGAUCACAAGCUGAUGGUGAUUCAUUUCCUUGUCAACUUGUGAAGCAGAAUAAUAUUCUGAAAUUCGAAGUUUUGGAUUAUAUAUUUAUGUGUUCUCCUGAUGUUAGGCACCGGAUUUUUGAAUAUUCAGUAGUAUCAUGAAUUCUGCAGAGUUGUGGAGGAGAACAGUUGUGAUUGCAUUCAUAGUUUUUAUCAUUUUUUCCCACUUAGGCUGUUGUUUAGAUGCUGCAACUAGAUAAGUUAAUUGCCUUUUGUUUGAGCGAAAAGAUCAAUAAACUAUCCGAGUUUGAGGGUGAGCAUUGAGUAAAUUUAGUUUUGUAAUUCUAGUCGGUAAAGGAUCACAGUGAAGGAGGUUGUCCAUAAUCGAAUACUCAAAUUAAGAAGGUUUCUGCCCAAAGUUGAAAUUGUAACCUUAUGAAUACAAGUCAACUGGUUGAGGCCAAUAAGCCACUCCUAUUGAGAGUAAAACUUGUAACAUGCCAAUAUAUUGCUUAUGUAGGAUUUGAAAUUGUAACGUUAUGAUUACCAAGUCAAUUGUAUGAGGAACCAUGAAAGCCAAUAGAUUACUCUCGUUGACAAUAUAGAAUUUGUAACCUUGUAGUUACCAAAUCAAUAGACAACUAUUUAAGUUUGAGA